GGCUGCUGAGUGGAACCUUUCGUCCUAUCGCUUCUUAUAACAGGGGGAUUGAAGCCGUAGACAGUUAAUCAAAAUGCCUGAGGAAAUGGCGGACGGUGGGAGGAAGCUUGUAACACUCGACGACCUCAUCGAUGCCCUGGAUAAGCGCGAGAGGGCGCCGAGCAAUGUUGCGAACGUUGAUACUUUUCACUUCAAGGGAGAACGGGUGUCCGACUGUCUGGAUCUAACGGAGCAAGCACUGGUGGGGCUGUCGGACGAGGUCAAGCUCCAGCGAGUCCUAAGAUAUGUCCUUCAUAGCCACCAUCAGGAAGUGGGCAAGGUCGUGGAUGCCGCGAAUGGUAGUUGGGCGAGGUUCAGGGACAUGAUGCAGAGAAAGUACAGGUUGGGGGAUGGCUUGCUAACAAUGGCGGAUUUGGAGGCCAUGAACAAGGAUGACUUCUCCACGAUCGGGGCGCUUGUGCACGAGUUUAAAAGGAAGGCGUGGAAGUUGCACGGGAUCUCCGAAGAAACGCAGUGUGCCAUAUUCUUGGGUCUGCUUACUGGCUCGGAGGCCUCGGAGCUAACGGGUCACGAAGGGGGAAGUGAGAAACUCACCAGGGCCACUAUUGACAAAGGGGUGGAAGAGGGGAGCCUGAACCAGGUGGAACAACACCAGGUGCGGCUGCAAAGGCGCAAGAGAAAGGAAAGGGACGCCACCGCGUCCGGGACCCCAGGGGUGAAGAGGAUUGUCACAGACGUAUUCGCAGCGUUGGGGUAUGAUAAUGAGGCGGAAGUGCAAUCGAGGGGAGUGACCGUGGCCCAAGGCCAGGCAUCGGGGGCAGUGGAAGAGGAGGCUAGGCGCGAGGACUAUGGCGGAGAAGAGACCGGCUCCCAGAUCCUAACCAAGGCCCAGAGGAAGCUACGGAAUUUACAAGUGGGGGGUCAAGGAUCCGGAAAAGGGCAGGUCCCGCAAGCGAUUGCUGCGCCGCCACCUGCUGCUACGACAACAUCAGCGACGGUCGGGCCGUCAUGUAUGGGGCCGCCGUCGGCUUGUGGGCACUGGGUGCCGCAUUGUCAGCCUGCAUCCUGUCCCAGUUGUAAUCACUCCACCUCGUGCGGGGACAGUCAAACUCACCCCGGGCAAAUGGUCCCUUAUGCAGGCCCAGCGGCAAGUAUGGGGCCCCCGAGCUAUCCUGCGGCCCAAGGUCAGUUUGUGGCCCAACCACCUCCCUCCCAACAGGCCUCGCAGGCUAGCGUGGUCGGUGGAGGAAACCAAGGACAAGGCGGACAAGGCAAUGGAGGCCGAGGUCAAGGGGGUCGAGGAGGUGGCGGCCGAGGCCGGGGAGGAAAUGGUGGGGGUCGUGGGGGUGGUUGGAAUGGUCAAAGGGGCCAAAACCAAGGUGGUCGGGGCAGCCAGGAAGGGGGCCAAGGGUAUGGGAGGCCCCGCUUUGAUUGGCGAAAUGCCACUUCUUGGCAUUGUGGCGAUGUGGGCCACACUGUGCGGUUCUGCGAGCGGCGGUGGGAGGAUGAAUUGUCAGGGUUAAUCUCCUCCUGUAUGGACGGGGAUAUAUAUGACAAGUGGCGUGAGCAUAUCGACCCCAGGACCCCGGGAGGAAUCAGGCAGGAGGCUCUCCGACAAGCAGCAGCGGGACCCACAGCACCCCCGACAAUGUUUAGGAUGUGGCAGGAGAAGGAAGAGCUGACCGUAAGAGUCGAGGAGAUUGUAGGGGAUAGUGAGGAGGUCACUCUGCGACUAAAGGCGGGGACUAUAAGGGAGGAGCCAAUAGUCGUCGAAUCGGAUCACGAGGGGCAGGAAGGCGAAGGAGAGCCGGCCAUAGUCCUCCUGGGGAGGAUGGAAUAUCUGCUGGAAAAGGUGGGAAGCCAAGAGCCCAGUCAGGCACCCCCUCGAAAGGAGCUUGAGCCAGGACGUAGGAAAGAGGUGGCGGAGGUCCCGGAGGUAGAGGAAGAGGAUGACGACGAAGAGGAUGAGAGGCUUCGACAAGAGGAGGAUCAGCGGGCGGAGCUGAGGGCCAAAAAGAAAGGAGCCCGGGAGGAGGCCGAGCCGAGCCUACCCGACAGCGUACCAAAGAGGAAGAAGUACGCGGUCCGAAUGGAGGAAGGUUUUGAUGUGGAGUGGAUGGUGGACAAGCUCAUUGAAUGCCACAAUGACUUGAUGAACCUGAAGGAUAUCCUGGCGUCGGCGCCAAGGCUCCGUGGGGAGUUGAAAGGGCGACUCUCGCGAAGAUUGGUGCCAAAUGUCCAUCUGAGUAUGGUCCUGCCCAGGGAGGUGGAGUGGACUGAGGCAGGGACAAGGAUGGAUUGGAAAUGUGUGUCGUGCGGGCAGGUGGAUCUGGUGAUAAAGAACCAGAAGUGCACUAGGAUGGUGGACACGGGCGCAAAAAUGAAUAUCAUCACGGAGAAGGAGGCGGUAAUGAUAGGCAUGGAAAUCGACCGCUCGGACCAUGGCAUACUGCAUGGCGCUAACUGCAAGGCCGCUUUUUGCAGCACGGUGUCUAAUGUGAUUAUAGAGAUAGGGAAGGUGCGAGCCAGGACUUUGGUGGAGGAAGUGAGGGCAAUAGAGGAAGGCCCCACUCAAGUAGAGGAGCAUGAGCAGCUAAUGGGAGGAAUGUACCUGCUCACGAAUACGCUCAUGCAAGGAGACUUCGACCGGAAGGGCUCGUUCAGUCAUGAGGAAGAUGAGAUUUUAGUUCAUGAAAGUCAGGAUGACGAAUUCGAGGAAGGAGAUAUCAAGGAGGCGUUUCGGGCGGAGAAGUACGAUGGGAUCUACCGGGAACUGGGGUUGCUCCUAUCAUGUGAGAUGAGGGAUAGAGAUGCAAGUGCCAAAGCACAGAAGAUGAGGCACCUCUAUGUGGUAAGAGACGACCACUUGUUUAUAAUGCGGCAGGUCGGGAACCCCAAGAGGAUCGUAUGUGGGAGGAACCGGCAAAUUGAUAUCAUAGCAGCCCUACACGAUGGUAUAGCAGGGGGGCACAGAGGAGUAGGUGUCACAUGCGCAAAGAUAAGCGAGCUCUACCAUUGGGAUGGGAUGCUGACGAUGGUUAUCAAAUACUGCCAGUCUGACUUUCCGAAGACAGCCAUGCAGAGGGGCGGGAGGGGCGCGCGGCCACGACAAAGGCCUCAGGGAGCAUCAGGAGGCGAUAAUAACAUAGAGCUCUUUCUAGACUCCUACCAGGCACAUGCGGCACGGGAGGGUUGGUCUACCUUGGAGAGGAUACGACACCUGAGGGGAGUUGGGCGUUUUGAGGAGUUUUUUGCGCACAUCCGGGAGGAGGCUUUGACCUAUCAGGAUGUGGAGGCGGGGAUGCAGAUGUUGAGGGCUUCGCCACUGGGACUGGAUGGGCUGCCUAUUCGAUUGGAAGAAGGCAAUGUGGAAGAGUUCAUCCCGGCCUAUGAGCAGUAUAUGCGCGACCAGGGGACUGGGCAAGAGGAGUGGAUGCAGACGCUGCCCCUCUGGACGCGGAGGGCGGAGAGGCCGUUGGCGAGGCAGAUCCGGGACAGGGCACGCGACUGGGAGGACUGCCAGGCCCAGUUGAGGCAGGCAUUUCGACGACUGGAGCCCGAGAGACCAGAGCCCAGGGUGGAGAGACGACAGAGGAGUAAGAGGCCACGGGGCCCAGAGGCGAGAGGGGCCACUACGACUAGAGGGGGCAGAAAGGCCUUGGCGCAGCGAGAUGGGCCAGCAGAGGCCGCCCAGGCGGUGGAGCCAGUUCAGGCCGCGGGGCCAGCUCAGACGGCAGAGCUACCCCCUACCUAUGGACUUGAGCGGGUGGAGUUUCGCCGAGUCACGGACAGUGAUCUACGGGGCCCGUCGCUGACAUUACCAGAGGGAGGAGAGGCGGUGCCAUUGAGGACGCCGCUCGAUAGGUUGGAGGCUCAUCUCGAUGCAUCCCAGUGGGGGGCGUCACAGCUGGGAGCGGACCAGAGCGGACCGGCACGAUAUGAGCCAGUAGAGGAUGAGCCAGAGGAGGAGCCACCUGAGCCGGGGCCCGAGGCAGGGACUCGUGGGACCGGGGGGCCGCAGACCGAGGGGGUUAUCACUAUUGGGGAUGAUACCCCUCCCCCUACCCCGAUUCCUAAGCAGGCGCGGCAGUAUUGGCCUGAAGGAAUUCCUGAGCCGGACAGUGAGGAGAUGUUGGGGCCUCCAUCGGAAGCUACUACGCCACCUCCGACAUGGGCGAGACCAGAGGAGGGCGAGAGGGCGAGGACACCUACUACUGUGGCGCCGCAACUAACUGAGCCUACAGGUGCACGCAUGGAUGUGGAGGUGCCGACCUCGGGGAGCCUCCGCCAAGGCCGCCACCCACAGAGGAGGGGACAAGUGAGAGAGACCCACUGCGAAAGCCCCAAAAGGCGCGGGCGGGCAAGGAGGCCAUCAGGGGAGACGAAAGAAGAGAAGCGCGAGAGGGUGCAGGUUUGGGCCAGCUACGAGGGUGAGAGGGAGGCUGCUCGCCUGAGGUCACGAGAGGCAGGACAGGAGAAUGCGAGGGUGGGCGAGGCAGGAGAGACAGAGGACUUGGGAUUUUCCGACGCCAGGAUGGAGAUUGAGCGUACAAACAGGAGGAUAGGUGAGGUGGCGAUCUCGUCCUUCCAGCGGUACUCCAUGCUCAGCGAUGAGUUGGCGGCCUCGAGGUCAGAAGUGGGACAAUUGUCCACCCAGUUGGCGGAAGAGAGGGCAGAGAACCAAGCGUGGAGGUCCCGCAUGGAAGCCAAGGAGGCGGAGUGGGAGAAGAGGCUCCAGGAUAUGGCAGCAAUGGUAGAGAGGCUCUCGGCCACUAAGGUGGUCGACUGGACGGAGCAGAGCCGGUAUGCUAUCCAAGGGAAGGAGGUACAGGGGCUCUUUGGCCAGGAAGGAACGACAAAGACGCCACAGCAAGAGGGAAUGGGAAAGGUAUUCCCGGACCCAACAGAGGCGGCGACAAGGCGGGAGGCCGAGGAGAGGAGGUUCAGCUUCAGGACUCCCACGGAGUUGGCCUCGCAACAGGCCACCGCUAUGACGAUUGAGGUUCCUGGGGACGAGCCGGCGCAGAGACCCCAACCUCCGGUGGCGGAGGGGGGCCCUACAGAGGAGUCCCCUACGAUCCUUUUGGAGGUGCAGGAGGGUGCCCUUACGGGAGCAGCAGCAUCCAUUGAGCCGGAGGUAAUGGGGGGAGAGGCGUCUCGACUGGACGAGUUGGUGGCAGCUAUGGAGCUGGACAUGCCGUCAGGAGAGCCUCAGAGGUAGGAGACCCCGGAGCGCGUGCCAGAGAUAGGGGAGAUGAGGACGCAGUUAGGCUCU
Molecule: messenger RNA, 5275 nt
Organism: Chara braunii
Lineage: Eukaryota; Viridiplantae; Streptophyta; Charophyceae; Charales; Characeae
Source: the annotation of a GenBank genome assembly